Bradysia coprophila is the source of this 3832-nucleotide messenger RNA. It is a transcript of the gene ko, whose product is annotated as Stork-head domain-containing protein knockout. The record is from RefSeq and is a predicted model, not a curated record. Lineage: Eukaryota; Metazoa; Arthropoda; Insecta; Diptera; Sciaridae. Gene Ontology annotation, molecular function: RNA polymerase II transcription regulatory region sequence-specific DNA binding. Gene Ontology annotation, biological process: regulation of transcription by RNA polymerase II. Gene Ontology annotation, cellular component: cytoplasm; nucleus.
AUUUCAUUCAACAUUUUCUCUCUUUUAGUUUUGUUCAGCACGUCGAUCGGGUAAGAAGUUGUGAAUUUUAUACGCGAUUGAUAGCGAGCGGUAUAGCAUUUUUAUUUGCAAGUGUUUUAUUGUAUAAACAUAUAUAUCGAACUGUGGUAAAGUGAUUGUUGGUGAUAUGUGCAUAUCUGCAGCAGCCUGUACCUGAACGAGUAAUUCUUGUUAUCGACUGGCACGAAAUUUCAUUAAAUUUUUUUAUUUUGGAUUUUUUUUCGUACACAUUCUCCUGAUGACGUGAAUCCUUGCUAUUCAUGGAAAUUUGCAAUAAAAUUUUUAAUAUAAUUAAAAAUUAUCAUUUAUUUUGAAAAUGGGAACGAAAUCGCCAGGCGCACCACAGCGCUGUCAUUAUAUAUUACAACACUGCUUGGCCAUUCAACUAAAUAAGCCCGGACAUGUGCCAGAAGACUUCUGGAUGUAUGAUUCCGGAUAUAUGAUUUUCCAGAAUUUCCUGGCAGCAAAUGCCCAGUGUUGGUGGAAUGGACCUUUAAUAGCAGCAACUAGAGCUCUUAAAUACGCUGGUCAUGUAGCCCCUGGCAUGCUACUGGUCACCGCCGAGCCAUGUGCCCUGGAAGUUUUACGUGGUGCAUUUUCUCGGAGUGUUUUAAAGCCGCCAGCAACCUAUGUCAUUAGCUCAGUUGGUGACAUAGAUGACUGUAUUGUAACACCAACAGUACAAGGACAAUUUACACCCUUACCGGAGGCUCUAUGUGACGUCAUAAUGGAUUUAACAUCACAGGGUCAUUCAGCUACGAUCGAAAAUAUGAAGGUUAACUUGUCUAUUAGAUUCUGUCAUAUGCAAUCCCCGACAUCGGAAAUGAUUUACGACAGUUUGGCACAGUUAAUGCAAGAGCGAAAGAUCUACCAAACAGCCAAGGGUUAUUUUAUCGUUACGCCGGAACGACGAAGAAGCCGAUCAAGACAAAAAGCCAAUCGAGAAGGAUCAUACGAUGGAAAUUACGACCAUUUAGAACCUGAACACUCGCGAACAUUACUAAUGUCUAACGCGGAAGCUGUCAAUAAUUUGUAUGGUGAAAUACUGACUGUCCGGGAUGGUGAUCGAACCCAUCAAUGUAUACAAACUAACUUAGCAGACGUCAUUUGCGGAGGAAAUCCAAACGACAGAGUGUUAUAUCCCCGUCCACUAAAACGAAGAAGUGCUUCGUUUCCCACACCUCGCAGCCUUGAACGAAGACACAGUUUACGAUUUUUCGGUUCCUCAAAGCGAUUACAACGAUGUGCCUCAACGAGAAGUCUAUCGAAAAACUAUGCGCAGACAUUAACAACUGAUAGUAGCAGUUCUGAAUAUCAAAGCACAGAUUCGUCGUCUCCAAAAAAAGCAUCACUACUUUCACGAUUGUUCCGAAGAAGUGGUCGAUCCAAGCCGCGACAAAUAGAAACGUUUUCAGACCAAUUCCCUCCGUCGGAAUGGUUUAACUCGAAAAUUGUUCAUUUACAUAGCAUUGGAACGCAGACGGUUGAUCAAACUAUGCCCGUUGCUCACACUCUAUCAAAUUCAAUAUUUUACGAUGGUUCCGAAUUGAGUCAACGCUCCCUAACACUUCCUAGACGUCACAGGCGUCACAUGUCUAGUGAAUCUGCAUUCGUAAUAUCAUCUAGAGAUUGUUCACCGAUUCGACGAGGAUCACCGGUAUACUGUAGUAGUAGUUUGCCGCGAUCGACGCAUUCCAUUCCAAAUACAUCGAAAACUCAGCGAACGAUUCCUAGUAAAUUCCUAUUGAACGAAAAUAAUCGAAUAAUUGCGGCACAAAGCAGUGAUGCAUUUACAAAUGCAAAAUCGACUCGAAUGGAAAAUAAACCGGUCGAUCGACAUUGUCGCAGUGUUAACAGUGGUCCAUCCAGCUUCGAAUCGGGAAAAGCUUCAUCAAUACUAUCGGGCCCAUCAAGCAUCGAUAGUGAGAAAGUUUCAUUCAGCCGUUCCAGUGGACAUUCUAGUCUAGAUUCUCAUACAUCAUCAACAGCCAGUACAACGACGGGAUAUCAAUCAAUGAACCGAUUGGUUCAUAUGAAAGGAUCACCGAAAUUUUCACCAAAGCAUCUAGCCAACAAAGCGAAACUAAGAAACGAGACAUUGAAUCGGAUAAAAACUUCCAAUGACCCAAAUCCACACAAUGACUCGGAUGGUAUGCCGGUUCUAGGAAAGCCACCCCGUUCUAAUGUGCCAAAUUCGAUAACACUGCAGGUUACCACUUCGAACGAAAAUCACAGUCCAAGCACAAAGAUUUACGUUCAAAAUUCACCGAUCAGAAGUGUAAUAACUCUAGAAAAUGGACAGCUGAACGAUAAUUCGAAAGUGUACAUCAUCAAUAACGAGACAACAACUAAUUCGAAUGGUGAAUUGAUCAAUCGCACCAUUUCGCACAACAACAGUCCCGUAAAGAUUGUUCAAUCCGACAAAGGUGAAAUGGCAUAUGAGACGGGUGAUUCAUUGUCUCUGAUUAGUGAUACGUCUCCAGAUUCUGAAAUGCUUCCGUCGAUAUCGUCCGUUAGUGAUGUUCCAGGCAAUACGAAAUUUAUAAAAAAUGUGAAUAACGACGUGACGAUGAACAACAGCAGGAAACUAUUGUUACAAGUUUCUCAUCCCGGCGACAACAUUGUUUACAAAAAUGUACUAAAAGAUGUGGAUUCAACUCCAUCGUCUCCCAUUAAAAGUAAAAAUUCUUUCAAUCUAGAAUCUCCGACUACCGAUGAAAGCUAUUACAAUCGGUCCGUAGGAAAUCUGGAAUGUUUGGAGAAGAACGAACGAACUAUGAUCUCAAAUUGCGAUCUGAAAACUCUGCAAUUUGAACCAUCCUCAAUGAAUUCAAAGUUAAAUUCAAAUCCGGCCAUCAACACUGAUUCACUAGCUCAUAUUCUGCAUAAAAACAUCAUUACUGUAGGCAGUGAACCAAAUCUCGCAUUUAAUAACAACGAAUAUAGACAGAAAUCAUCAGCCGACAAAUCCAUCGAAAAAGAACAGAUCAAGGAUCUUCGUCGCUUCAGCAUAGCCAAGGACAAUAUAGACGAAUCAUUCAGUUUUCCAAGUCUGAGUGAUUUGAGUUUCAAUUUCACAUCCGUCGCAGCCCAAAAAAUUCUGCAAGGGGUAAGUCUAAAUAGCAUCGAUACAUUGGUUGAACUAAAUAUGGCUCAAGAGAAGCAACAAAAGCAACAAAAUAAUGUUCCUUCAACAGUCGUCCAAACACCAGCUUUAUGUACAGAUUACGGAAUGAUAUAAAGACAAUAGUUUGAACUUCGAUUUCCUAUUUUGAAUGCAUUGAAGUUCAUUGAUUGAACAAGUUCUGCGUUUAAUUUAUUGUUAAACAACCACUCUUUGAUCAUUAUAUUACUAGAAUGAUCAUUUUGGCCUUUUUUUUAAAUUUAUUUCGUAAUUAUCCAUUCUGCUAUCACAGCAGUGACUUCAAAACCAUGUGGUAUUAUCACUGUUAUACAAACAGAAAUUGUUCUUGAUAGCUUGUGUAUGUGCAUAUCAGUUGCUGAUAAGAUCAUAAUUUGCGACCUACAUGUCACUACGAAGGUAGGCCAAAUUUUCGCGAUAAGACCCCAGGAAUUGAGUCAUUACUUCGUUGACAUGAGCAACCAAGAAGUGAGUAAAAUAGCUUAUGUAAUUGCUUUGAACUUUGUUUUUUCCCAUGUGUGGUUGCAUCUUCGCCUUCGGCUCGAGCUGCAAACGACACACUUGGCAAAUAACAAGUUCCAAACAAGGACGUAAUCUCGAGGGGUAACUCACUUCUAGAUUAAAUGGAUUAAAUGGAUUAAAUGGUAUUAA